AUGGCGGCCUCCAUGAUCUCGUCGUCAGCUCUGGUGGCGCCGUCCAGGGCGCAGGGCCUGCCGUCCCUCGGCCGCCGCGCCGCCUCCUUCGCCGUCGUCUGUGGCACCAAAAAGAAGAUCAAGACCGACAAGCCCUACGGGAUUGGAGGUGGCCUGACCGUCGAUAAGGAUGCCUCCGGGAGAAAGGGCAAGGGCAAGGGCGUGUACCAGUUCGUCGACAAGUACGGCGCUAACGUCGACGGAUACAGCCCAAUCUACAACGAGAAUGAUUGGUCUCCCAGCGGCGACGUCUACGUCGGUGGAACCACUGGGCUUCUGAUCUGGGCCGUCACCCUCGCUGGGCUCCUCGGCGGCGGCGCCCUCCUCGUCUACAACACCAGCGCCCUCUCCGGCUAA
Miscanthus lutarioriparius is the source of this 396-nucleotide messenger RNA. Lineage: Eukaryota; Viridiplantae; Streptophyta; Magnoliopsida; Poales; Poaceae. The record is from the annotation of a GenBank genome assembly.